AUCCACGGCCGCAUUCGACUCGCUUGACUGGAUCGCGUUGUUUGACAUCGCUUUAGUGUUUCGGAGAGCUUUCUUGUUGUCGCUGUGCUCGAGUCUGUCAUCGUGUGAUUCCUCUUUCGGGUGAAGCUCGGGAGCACUCGGGCCUCAGGCCAUUCUGUCACCACCAAUUCAAUAUGGCUUCGAGACGGAUGAAUGUGCUUGUAUAUUCCGGCAACGGAAGUACAAGUGAAUCCGUGCACCAUACUCUCUACACCCUUCGCCGCCUGCUCUCUCCCAAAUACGCUGUUAUUCCAAUCACGGGCGAGACCCUCCUGAAGGAACCCUGGACUGCCACCUGCGCCUUGAUUGUCUUUCCUGGUGGUGCAGAUCUGGGCUACUGUAGGACGCUUGACGGGGCGGGUAACCGCAAGAUCACGCAAUUCGUGAAUCGAGGAGGUAGCUACCUCGGAUUCUGUGCUGGUGGGUACUACGGGUCUGCAAGAUGCGAAUUCGAAGUAGAUGAUAAGAAAAUGGCUGUUGUUGGCGACAGAGAACUCGGAUUCUUCCCAGGAACGUGUCGUGGACUGGCUUUCCCGGGGUUUGUGUAUCAAAGCGAGGCUGGGACGAGAGCAGUCGAGUUGGAGAUAAACAGGUCUGCUCUUCCCUCGAUUAAGGAUACCGUACCUGGAUUGUUCCGUUCAUAUUACAACGGCGGUGGCGUUUUUGUGGACGCGAAGAAGCUCGCUGAGAGGGGCGUGGAGAUUUUGGCGAGCUUCAAAGAGGAUCUGCAUGUCGAUUCAGGAGACAGUAAGGCUGCUGUUGUCUACCGCAAGAUUGGCGACGGUCAUGCUAUUCUUACAGGGCCCCAUCCUGAAUUCGCCCCUAUCAACCUCAACAAAUCGAACGGCCCACCAUCAUACGCAGCCGCGAUUGAUGCUAUCGCAGCAUCAGAUGCCACUCGUGUUGCCUUUAUGAAGGCAUGUCUCGUCAAAUUAGGCCUGCAAGUCAAUGAAGAGGAGCAGCCGGUACCGUCACUCUCCCGCCUGCACCUCACUGCUCGCACGCCAUCAGAUGUCGCCGAAAUCCUCGCAUCUUGGCACGAAGUCACUACUUUGAUUGAUGGAGCAGAGUAUGUGCAGGCGGAGAACGACACAUUCCACGUGGAGAGGGCUGCGACGUGGGGUAUGGGUAGUCUUGUGAAGGCGGUUACGAGUGUACUACCUGAUGCUGUUUCUGGUAACUCGAAAGAAAAGCCUUCACCAGAAGAUACGCCCCCCAAAGAAAAGGCGUUGGAGGCCGAAAGCUCCGAUGACUCAACAUCUGGAGACAAGAUCAUCGACUAUGACAAAGUAAUCAAGAGGAUUGUUCCUCACGAGAAAAUGCUUCCCUCAGGCCGAGAGACUCCAUCUUUCAACCACGAUGCGUAUUAUGCAAACCUCGCCCAUUUCCAGAGCAAAUCAGAUAUCGACGAACCUUCUUUCGGCACCCAUCUUCUCUAUGGCGAAGUCGUCACCAGCACUAACACCAUCCUCGAGAAAAACCCCAAACUCCUCAACACCCUUCCUCAAGGCUUCACCGCAACAGCAACGAUGCAAGUCGCCGGCCGCGGCCGCGGCUCGAACGUCUGGCUCGCACCUCCCGGCUCUCUCAUGUUCAGCACUGUCAUCCGCCACCCCAUCGCGCUCACCGCCUCUGCCCCCGUGAUAUUCGUGCAAUACCUCACCGCCCUCGCCUUCGUCAAGGGAGCAAAAGGCUACGCGCCAGGCUACGAUAGACUGCCCAUCAAGCUGAAAUGGCCAAACGACAUCUACGCUCUCAGCCCUACCGCCCCAAAACCCACAAACGGCCGACACAGCAACACCGACUUCGUUAAAAUCGGCGGGAUUCUCGUGAACUCGAGCUACUCUGGCUCCGAGUACACACUUGUAGUGGGCGUCGGGAUUAAUGUCGCGAACCCCUCUCCAACGACUAGCCUGAACCAGCUAGCAGCGAAAGAAGGCUUGAAAGCGUUUCAGAUGGAGAAAUUACUCGCUAGUAUUCUCGUCGAGUUUGAGACGCUGUAUAGGCGGUUUUGUGCAAAAGGGUGGGAUAGAGAGGCGGAGGGCGCGUAUUAUGAUGGCUGGUUGCACACGAAUCAGAUUGUGGAGCUGGAGGCGGAAGGAGGGGUGCGGGCAAGAGUGAAGGGGAUUACGAGAGAUUGGGGGUUGCUGCUUGCGGAGGAGUUGGGGUGGGAAGACAGGCCGACGGGGAAGAUUUGGGAGCUGCAGAGUGAUAGUAAUAGCUUUGAUUUCUUUAAGGGAUUGCUUAAGCGGAAGGUGUAGGAGGCAGCGGAACAGGUGGCAGACGGUAGGAGAGGGUGGAAGAAGUUUUUUGUAUGAUGCCUCAGCAUAGGCCCGCUGACUCUCUCUUGCUUCUACUUGCGGUGCUUCGGGAUAUUUUCAGAAAUCCGGGCGAGUUCAAGAGUUCAUCGCUGUGAACAGUC
Messenger RNA from Mytilinidion resinicola, 2461 nucleotides. Its product is annotated as putative biotin protein ligase. Lineage: Eukaryota; Fungi; Ascomycota; Dothideomycetes; Mytilinidiales; Mytilinidiaceae. Gene Ontology annotation, biological process: protein modification process. Gene Ontology annotation, molecular function: biotin--[biotin carboxyl-carrier protein] ligase activity. The record is from RefSeq and is a predicted model, not a curated record. The transcript is spliced from 4 exons. Gene Ontology annotation, cellular component: cytoplasm. Bases 174 to 2300 code for a protein of 708 amino acids.